AUGCCCCGAUGGGGAAGACCACCAGGGGUACGAAAUGGGAAACAGGCCCGCCGGAGGGCCACACAAUGGGAGGAUUUCGACGGCGUGCGUUUUGAGGAGAUUGAUGGCGACGACGACGGUGACGAUGCAGUUCUCGGCAGCCUACAGCGACAUGGAACCAAGGGAAAUAAUAAUACGAGUAGCACACGUGAGGUACGACUUAGGAAUGAUGAUGGGUAUGAUUACGACAGCGAAUUAUCGGACGGCGAAGACUUUGACCUGAACGACGACGCCGACAGUACGGUGGCCUUUGCCGUGCAAUUGGCCAUGCGUGAUAAAGAGGACAUGCUGGUCGAGAAGGCUUUGGAGCGGAUUAGACGGGCUCAGAUGCUUGGCAAGAAGAAUGUCCGUCUUUCCCAAGAAGAGCUAGAUGCGUUGGACCGAAGACGCAAGCAAGCAGCCAGCAGCAAAAAAGUUCCUCUCUCGAAAGCGACUGGCUUUACUCGCCCGUUGGAUAGCAAGCGACGCAAAAGUGGCGAGCUGGCCAAGACGUCGUCUCAAGCUGAGCGCCGACGAAGCUCACAAGAACAAUAUCUUCUAGACGAGUCUUCUAUCGCUUACGCCAAAGCGUCUUCAGGUGCGUUUCAUGCAGCCCCAAAUAACCGCCCAUCAAGCUCUUCAUCCCGCCCUCGAACACCUACCAUGCAAUCACUACGUCCACAAUCUAGUGCCAAUUCGCCUCUAACCAUGCAUCAACCUGCCUACGGUCAACGCUACCCUGAUCGUGACCCUCUACAACCGGCUUCUCCACGUGAUGCUCCUUAUAUCCGAGCUCUUCCUGACGAUCCUCAAUGGGCUCCGCGACAGCGAUCCUCGUCCAACGCAGCACCAUAUCCUGUGGACAAUUUUAUGUAUGGCCAGCCUUAUGGACUUGGACCAGGCGACCCACGCCUCAACUACAAUGGUCGCCGCUAUGCUCCCACCAGUAUGCCAUAUAACGGGUCUGGCUAUCCACCCGUAUCUGAAGAGCCUCGUCGCGGGUCCUCUGGUCGUCAGACCCGAGCCGAGUCUUCAGAAGAGGAAUCGAGCAGCGAGGACGAGGACGAGGACGAGGAAGAGGACAGUGAGGAAGAAGAGGAUGAUGAUGACGGAGAGCAUGGCGUGCAGGUGGCGGUCGUUGAACAGCCACCGAUUCGUAAGCCUGCCGCGCGUACUACAGCUGCCCAGAACAAAAACAACAACAACAACAACAACAACAAUACUCGCCCACGUCGUCGCAAUGGUCGCUAA
Molecule: messenger RNA, 1269 nt
Organism: Talaromyces rugulosus
Lineage: Eukaryota; Fungi; Ascomycota; Eurotiomycetes; Eurotiales; Trichocomaceae
Exons: 1
Coding region: 1-1269 (422 amino acids)
Source: RefSeq, a predicted model, not a curated record